AAAAGAGAACGAACUAGAAAAAUUUGGAAGGUUUAGUUUUGGAAUACCAGGAAAGAGAACUUCAGAACUUCAAAAUCAGUCUAAAAAUUCAGGAGCGAGGGAUUUGGAGUCGAAAAAAAAAUAUCUUGAAAACAUGGACUUUGAACUAGCCAAGAGAAAGUUUCCUAAUGAAGUAGAGAACAACAUCAACAUUCCUAUAGGUUCAAAAUUUGGUCAACCUAAAAGCAAUCAGAAAUCUUGUGAGAAUUUAAUGACAAAAAUUGCUUUUCUCUUGAAAGAGGCGCAAUUUUAUUCCAAAAGACCAUGGAUAAAAGAGAUUGGACGCGUUGGUAAAAGAGACCCAAAUUUAGUAUACAAAGUGACAGGAGAUACAACUAACAUCAGCAACCCUCUAGAAUUAAAACAGGAAUCAAGGACAAAAAAACCUAAGUAUUCUAGGGUUCAACCCUUUUUCAGAGUAAUGAGGAGCUUGAAUCAAGUGUCUGGUGCUGCAGGAGAACACAGCUUUAAAAAUAAGGAAAAGUAUCAUCAUGAAACACAAAGAUCGAACAAUUCAGUGGAAAAUGAUGAAAACAAGAAAACACCAAUAACAUUAAAUAGUUGGGAGGAACCGGAAUCUAUAACUUCGACUCAACCAAUUGAAACUCAGACCAAACUGUUAAAAUUAGUUUUUAACGAAAUAACAAACUUUUUGAAGGAGGAAAUUAUCAAAGAUGCCGAAGAUGACGAAGAUGACGAAGAAAUGAAAAUUAAGAAAAAUUCUUUAAUAAGCAAUCGGUGGGGUAAAAGAUCCAACAAUCUCAUUUUCUCAGAGACAAAGCAAGAAAAGCAAGUUCUUCCUAAGCGAUCCGUAGUGGGAUUAAACCAAUGGGGUAGGAAAUAAACUAUUCAUUAAUGUCAUUUUUAAAUGUUUGCAUUUAAGUUUCUAAAGAGGCUGGAUAACUUAUCUAAAUGUUUGAUUAUAUAUAUAUUUGGUUUGUAUGAUGUAAUGUGACCAAUAUGAAAUAAAAUAACCC
Molecule: messenger RNA, 1016 nt
Organism: Eurytemora carolleeae
Lineage: Eukaryota; Metazoa; Arthropoda; Copepoda; Calanoida; Temoridae
Exons: 5
Coding region: 134-883 (249 amino acids)
Source: RefSeq, a predicted model, not a curated record